Saccharomycopsis crataegensis is the source of this 2637-nucleotide messenger RNA. RefSeq names its product Stu2p (gene STU2). The transcript is spliced from 2 exons. Gene Ontology annotation, biological process: microtubule polymerization; mitotic spindle organization; establishment or maintenance of microtubule cytoskeleton polarity. Lineage: Eukaryota; Fungi; Ascomycota; Saccharomycetes; Ascoideales; Saccharomycopsidaceae. Bases 1 to 2637 code for a protein of 878 amino acids. The record is from RefSeq and is a predicted model, not a curated record. Gene Ontology annotation, cellular component: spindle pole; spindle pole body; microtubule plus-end. Gene Ontology annotation, molecular function: microtubule plus-end binding; microtubule plus end polymerase activity.
AUGUCGACAGAGGAAGAUUAUUCAAAAUUGCCUCUCGAAGAUAGAUUGGUCCAUAAGAUCUGGAAAGUCCGUCUAGGGGCGUACGACGAGCUUCUGGAUAAUUUUGCCAAAUCAGCAGGAGAAAAUGACACUUGCUUUGCUGCCUACUUAUCUAACCCUUCGCUCUUUAAGAAAAUUGCUGGUGAUUCCAAUGUCGUCGCGCAAGAAUCAGGUAUCGCGGUGAUUAACAACUUCCUUCAAUAUUGUGGACCAAAUGCUUGCUUGAAAAUCCGUUCGCAAGUGGUUGCUCCAUUGGUUGAGAAAGGGUUGGCAUCUUCUAGAGCCGGGUCGAAGCUGAAGACAAUUGAAGCAUUGCAUUUAUUGAUUGAAUUGGAUGAGCCGACGCCCGUCAUCGAAGAAAUCACGCCUUAUUUAAAACAUAGACUACCAAAGCUCGUAGCAGGUACUGCGAAUGCAUUAUAUGAGCUUCUAAAGAGUUUCGGUACAAACACAAUCGAUCCUAAAUUUAUUUUGCCUCAUUUACCAAAAUUAUUUUCUCAUGCCGAUAAGAAAGUUAGAAUUGAGGCCACUAAUAUUGCCAUCGAAUUGUAUAAAUGGAUGGGGAAAUCAAUAGAGGCUUUGCUUCUCAAUGAUUUGAAAGUCGUGCAACAAAAAGAAUUGUCCGCGGAAUUUGAAAAAUUGGGUGAUGUUAGACCUCAACAGACCAGAUUGUUAAGAUCUCAGCAAGAACAAUUAUCAAGAUAUCAGAAUCAAAACAAUAAUAAAGGAAAUGGUGAGAAUCAAGAUGAUGACGAUGUAAAUAUGACAGAAAGUGGGUCUUCCGAGGCUGAUCCAUUUGAUUUGGUGGCGCCAACUGAUGUAUUAUCGAAGAUCCCGGCCUCUUUACCAAUCCAAAUUAAAUCCAGCAAAUGGAAAGAAAGAAAGGAAAUAUUAGAAGAGAUCCAGCCAUUAUUCAAGGAGUUGAAGUAUAAAUUAGAUGAUUAUUCUGAAUUCAUUAAAACCAUGGCCAAGUGUAUGAAGGAUGUUAACUUGCAGGUGGUGCAAUUGGCAGCAGAAAUUACUGAUAGUUUGGCUAAAGGUUUGAGACUGGAUUUUAACAAAUACUUACCGUUAAUUUUCGUUCCAGUUUUAGAGAGAACCAAAGAAAAGAAACCUCAAGUUCUUGAUCCUCUAUUGAAUUUAUUGGAUACAAUGUUUAAAUAUUCAUCUUUAUCGAUAACAUUAGAGGAUACCAUUGGUGUAUUACAAAAGAGCAAAAUCCCCAAAGUAAAAGAGGAAGUCCAUAAGUUUCUCACUAAAUGUUUGCUGAAAACUCCAGUCAUUCCUACCCAAGGUGAAAUAGAGAUGAUAAUGAAUCAAUCCAUUAAGACCUCAGCAGAUAGUCAGGCCCCAGUUCGUAAUGCUGCUCAAGAAACUAUUGGUACCUUGAUGAAAGUAGUUGGUGAAAGACCUUUAAAUCAAUAUAUGGACAAAUUUGACGAUAUAAAACGGAAAAAAAUCAAAGAAUUCUUUGAAAAAGCUGAAGUUAGCGUGAAGCCAACUUCCGCGGUCAGUAAUAAUGCUGCUAAGAGAGCACCAACCGGAAAACCUGUUGGUAAAAAACCACCAUCCAGGAAUCCCUUGAGUGGAAACCCUCGGCUAUCUAUUGAUAAGAUAUCUCCCCCGCCAACAGUUGGUAUCGAGAGUGGGUUGAAAAAGAAAAAUAUGGCGAGCAUACCGAGUAAAAGAGAAGCUAGCUCUCCUUUGAAAAGAAAUGACGUUAGUUUAAAAUCAAGCAGGGGGUUGACUUCCAUGGUGAUCAAUAAAUCACAUAAUGGAUCGUCAUUGACAAGCAAAUUGGAAAAUGUGGCAUUCAACAGUAACUUUAGCGCGAUAAGUGUUGAGGAAUUGAAAGAAUUGGAGCAACUACGCACUGAAAAACAAUCGUGGGUAAAGCAAAAACAGGAAUUACAGAAUUCUCUAGAAAUUUCUAGUCAAGAGAAAAAGCUCUUGCAAACUGAAAUGGAAUCCUUCAAAUUGAGGUAUCAACAACUUGUGGACGAAACCACGGGGAUAAAUUUGAAAUUAAAAUCCAAGGAUACCCAAAUAUCUAGAUUGAUAGUUGAUUAUGAAAAGUCGCAACAAACAUUGUUUGACUUGCAAGAAAAAUAUUCGCAAUUGCAGAAAUCAAAAAACAGCAUAUCAAGAAUGAGCAUGCCUUCGACAUCUCAAUUAGCAAUGAACUUUUCUUCGACACCCAAAUUUUCUAAUCUAGAUAAGAGUAAAAGAAAUAGUACCUUGGGGAUUAUGACCAAGAGUGGCGGGGGUUUUGGUCAACCAAUAGCAUUUUCAAAGCAACAUUCAAGGCCAAGUCAUUCACCAACUCCUCCAUCAAAUCAUUCACCAAAUCAAGAGUCUGGUUUACCGUCAAAUACUAAAUCAUUGGCCAACGAUAUAAAUACUGGGGUAGGGAAACUCACAAUUGAAGAGAAGGAAAACACUGGUAUUUCUCGAAAUAAGUCUCUGUCAUUUAGAAAUGAUCCAAGACCAACGGGAUUAAAUACGGAUAAUGAUGAGGAGUGGAAACGGGCAAACGAAGUCACGAUAAAUUUGAAAGCAAGGAUUGAAAAGAUGAAGUAUCGCUCGAGAAAUAUUUAA